GGAAAACAGAUAGACAGAUGAGGAGGAUGGUGAUGUUACUUGUGCUUCUGUUCGGCGUUUGGCUGGACUUCACUUCAGCUGCAAAGGUGAGUGAGUGGCAUUAAAAGUGAUUUAGGAUAAUGAAUGGAAAGUGAGAGCCAAAUCCUGUCCGGAUGAGAGUUUUUAAUUUCUUCCAGCUGUGGAAGAACCUCCAUAGGCUGGGCUUCUCCUCUUUCCAAAAAUCUGCAAUGAUUAAGUGUGUAGAAGUUGUUGGAAUCAAUCAGAGCAGAGAAAACACAUCAGGGACCCUCAGCAGCACCAUAAGUCUCAAUGUCAUAUAUAAAAUUUCUGUAAGGUGCAGCAUUUUAUGACAAAGUCGCACUCUUCCUUACUUACCAGUGAAAUAAAUCACUCUGUGUGAAUAUUUGCUGUAGAAAAGUAUAAAUCCCAAAUACUUGAUGCUCAUUUUAAAAAUGAUCCCAAGGAGUCUUUUGAAAAGUUGGGGCAGUUUCUUGACAUUUGAAAGUAAAAUAUUGUCCCAUUCUUACUUGAUACAAGAUUUCAGCUGCUCAAGAGUUGUCCACCGGAUGGCAGCAUACGUUGCUGCAAACUUUGGAUGCUUCUGCAUUAACAGGGCCUUUCACAUUGUGUAAACUACCCUUACUACCACAGAUGCUAGCUUUAGAAUUGAGCCCUCAUGAUGGACUAGGUGGUCCCUCUCCUCUUUAAUUAAGAGAAAGGGGUCUGGCGUCAAUGAUUUCCAAGAGGAAUGUCAAAUUUUGAUUCCUCAGACCUUAGGACAAUUUUCCACCUCGCCUCAGCUGAUAAUAAUACAUCAGAUUUCAUAUAGCCUUUUAUCAGAGACCCUCAAAGCGAUUUACAUUGGGUUCAUCAUUCAUUCGCUCACACAGUCACACUUUGGUGAUGGUAAACUACCUUAGUAGAGGCCCUGGGGCAGACUGACGGAAACGUGGCUGCCAUUUUGCGCCUACGGCCUCUCCGACCACCACCACACAACACUCACAAUCAUACACCAGUGGAGGACACACACUGGGAGCAAGGUGGGUUAAGUGUCUUGCCCAAGGACACAAUUAACAGACUAGGGAUAGGGGGGAAUCGAACCGCCAACCUUCCAGUUAUUGGACGACCGCUCUACCUCUAGUCACUGGUGUUUCUGGUUCAUGUUUAUAUAUGAUUUCCUCGUUGCAUGGUACAGUUGAUGAUGGAUUAGGGGUGUGAUUUUGAGGCCAUGCAGUGAUUUCUACUUCAGGUUCAUGCCUUCUAUCAACGUAGUGCCCAAAGACAACUUACCCAGUUUUGUUUUCUGGGCCCUGUCCCUCCUGUAAAGGGUUUCCUCCAGAUCCUUUAAAUCCUCUGAUGAUAUUAUGCACUGUGAAUUAUGAAUUUGCAUUUUUUUUUCAUGCAGGGGAACAUUAUUCUGAAAAUGUUGAGCAAUUUUCUCUCUCAGUCACUCACAGAAGAAGAAGAAGAAGAAGAACUUUAUGAUCCCAUCUUUAUUCCAGAGAAACUUCUUCUCAAAGCAGUGGUUAUGUUUGGGUUAUCAAGUAUUGUUGCCUGAUCAUGGACAAGGGGGUAUUAAAUGGAUCCAGCCGCUAAAGAGGAACAGUUACAGGACUAUUGAAGAAUCACAAAGUUCCGUUCCUCUUCAGCAGUGCAAAGUGAUCAGGACAAGACCAACUUCACUGACCUUUGUGUGUGAAUGUGUGUGUUUGUGUGUAAAGCUAGGUGUGGUCAAGACAGAGGGGGGGCUGGUGGAGGGGAAGAAUCAUUGGAUGGGGCUGUUCAGCUCCGUCGAUGUCUUUAAAGGGAUCCCUUUCGCUGAUGUCCCUGGAAAGUGGGAGAAACCAAAACCUCAUCCUGGAUGGGAUGGUAAGAAAACUAGUUUCUGAGCUCUGUGGGAUCACUGUUGACAAUGCAACUGGGUGGCAAAAUGUGAUGAUCCAAUUGUCAAAAUAGCAACAUAAAAAUCAAUUUAUUAUGAGGAUGAGAAGUGUCUGAGGCUGUACAUGAUCUCUGAGCAAAAAUUUGCAUGGAGGCAUAGAUGCUGACAGCAGAGGGAAAACACAAGGAUUCUGCCCAGCUACAAAGUAAAUCCACAAACUAAUCAUAGAUAUUACACUUGGAGAAAGAAAACGGAAAUUGUAAAUACUGUGGUAUUAUUUAGCAAAUAAUCAAACAGCCACAACAAAAAUUAAUCUGAACUUCUGUUUUCAGGAGUCAUGAAGGCGACUAAAUAUCGUGAUCGCUGCUUGCAGAUCACGAUGUUGCAGAGAGAUACCCGGGGCAGCGAAGACUGUCUUUACCUGAACAUCUUUGUUCCACAGGGAAGGAAAUGUAGGUAACACACUCAUUAUGUUACACCAUUUCCAUUUCUGACCAUCUUGCCUGACCAUAAUGUUGAAAUAAAUGUGUGAAGGAAUAGAAGUGAAUCAUUUGCAUAUUAGUGGAUUUUUUUAAAAAAUCCAAACAUUUUGCAUACAAUUCACCAAAGUCGGAUCAAAACAUUUAUGUUUUGAUGCAGUUAGGGUUUUAAAACUCUGAGCGAGCUGCUUUUUAUGUCACUUUCUUGUGUGUGUUUCAGCGAUAUUUAAAUGCUAAUAGUUACUUGCCAUGAACAAAAUAUUAGGGUGGAUAUUUAAGUCAAAGACAAUCUUAAUAUCAGCAGACUAAGCAAUAAGGUCUCAGAGAAGUUGUCUUUAGUAUUUAUCAAAAUUGGUAAACAGGAUAAGAUGGUAUGUUCUGUGGUCAAACAAGGCCAUUUAAAGUUGUUGUUAAGUGUUUUCGUAGUACAGGGACUGAAUAUUAAUUUGGGGUUGAAUCAAAAACAGACUUGUUCAUAAAGGCAGGGACCUCUGUCAUGUCUUAUCCAUCAGGGUAAUCUAACUGUGAAGCUUCAUUAGAGGUUAGAAAACAUGAACAAGUCAAAUCUCUGUGAUGCUGAUCUUGAGUAAUGCUCUCUCUCCCUUCAUCAGUGUCCAGCAGCCUCCCUGUGAUGGUGUAUCUGUUCGGUGGCGCCUUCCUAUUGGGGGCAUCCAAUGAUGCGGCCAUCCUUGGUGACUCUCUGUACGACGGGAAGGAGAUGGCUGACAGAGGGAAAGUCAUCAUCGUCUCAGUGAACUACAGAGUUGGUCCACUGGGUUUCCUCAGUACUGGAGACUCCAGGAUGCCAGGUAUGACCAAAAGACCAACUCUGUUGUUUUAUUGUGUCUCAGUGUAAUUUGGAUUUUUCCAACCAUCUGUAUUACGUCACAUUUUCACCUGCUGGUUUUCCUCCAGUUAAAAUGUAAAAUCUUACCUCCCAUUCACAGUGUUUGACAGUGUGUCCUCAGUUGAUAUGGUUUGGUACCUUCUGGCUGUUUCCCAGUAUGCACAUGAAGAGAGAAAGGGUCUUAUCAGUGUGUUUAUAAUUAUACUCUGUUAGGUCAGCUGCUAAAUUUUCCUCAGAUAUGCAAAAUCAUGUCCUGUGUUUGAACUCCAUUACUGAGUUACAGUGGGUUUGUUUUGGAUUGUCAGAUGGGAUUGUUCAGAAAGUUCAGGAACAAGUGCCCAAGCUGUGGUAGCUGUUAGAGACCAGCUUUGUCAUGCUUGUCCUGGCAAAUAAGCAUGAGAGACAAAUUAAACCUCCCCCAUGGGGAGGAGUGGAAGUUCAUCAUAUUGUACUGUCCUAUUAUUGCAGAGACGUCCAUAAAGCUAAAGGCAGGUGGUUAACAGGUGGUCCCAGAUGUCAAGAUUUCCUCAAUCACUACAAAGGAACAGGAAAAAUGUUUUUUGUCCUUCACAGGUAACUACGGUCUGUGGGAUCAGCAUGCUGCCAUUGCCUGGGUCCGCAGGAACAUUGAGGCAUUUGGAGGAAACCCUGAUAACAUCACCAUCUUUGGCCAAUCGGCUGGAGCUGCUAGUGUCAGCUACCAGGUCAGAUGUUAUAGUAAUAGAGUAGAUGCGACACAGAGAUCACACACCACACAGAGCUAGUGGCAUUUAGAUCUCAUUUCUUCCUCAGUGAGUCUCAUCAUGUUGAUCCAUGUCUGUCCAUCCAUCCCUGCAGAUGCUGUCCCCUUACAAUAAAGGGUUAUUCCGCAGAGCAAUCACACAGGGUGGUGUGGCCCUCAGUCCCUGGGCUCUGCAGAGGAACCCCAUGGCUCUCACUAAGAAGGUCCACAUUCACUUUGCUAUUCUGCUUUGUGUGGAUCAUUUACUUUAGUCAAACCGAUGUAUUUCUCUCCUUACUCCCCUCCAGUGUUGUAUUGAUGUUUUUGUUUCCGCAGGUUGCUCGAAAAGUAGGCUGCUGGAGGACUAAUGAAGAUGACAUGAUAACUUGUCUGAAAAUGUCAGAUCCCAUCGGUCUCACUAUGGCAGGAAAAAUUGAUGUUCUGCUUAUUCUGGGAAAAGGUCUGAACAUCUUCAACAAACAAAAGAAAUGAUCAUUGAAUCACCAAGAAACAUGAAAAAAAUAUAUUUUACAGAGUCUACAGAUUCAUUGAAAAUGUGCAGAAAAUUUAGAAUUAUUAUUUUUAAUUAACAGGAAAGCUUUAACUUCCUGUUAGUAAAUAAUAAGCUAAGUCUGUACAGAUAGUUUACUCUAUUUGAGCCUCUCUCACCUUCCUGCAGGUGUGGUUAUGGAUCUCCUUGAAUUUGCUCCAGCGAUUGAUGGUGAUUUUAUACCAGAUGAACCCAGCAAGCUGUUUCACAAUGCGGGUCAUUUUGAUUACUUGGCUGGGGUCAACAGCAUGGAUGGACACAUCUUUGCUGGAGUUGAUGUUCCUACAAUCAAUAUGAGAAACACUACCACUGUGUGAGUACUGCAUCAUCAUCAAUGCUGGCUUAAUUGUAAGAGCAAGAGUAAAGAGAACCAGGUGUGAGAUAGUUGAUAGAUAGAUAGAUAGUUGACGUUGAUGGGUGAUAUAAAAUUUACCUCUGCAGCCAUGAUGCACUGUGGGAAAGAGAGAAAUGUGACAUUUCAUACCAACUGAUAUGCAUCCCAUUUGGGGUUCCACAGGGUUCAUAUCAAGACCCAUUUCUUUUUUAAUGUUUUGUGUGUAGAAAUUUCUAGUGGCUUAACUUGAACUCAGUCUUAUCACCAAUAAAGCAAUGGUGAUGCAUGAGAAUCCUAAUCCUCUAUUUGUCAGAUUUUACCAUUGAAAUGUAUUAAAUCAAAUAUUGUUGCAUAAAUAACCACUUCCUUUAUCUUUGCCUUUAAAUGGUGCAUUUUAUGUGGUGAAUCCCUGUUUACCAAAGCACAAAAGAAUAUGUUUUCCAUCUCUGUGCAAUGGUAGAAACCCUGAAUGGUAUUCAGGGUUUACAUGUUUGAAUCAAAUAUGCAUUUAUUAAAGUGGGCAGCACUACUUAUCUGUACACCUAUGAGUGCUAGUCAUAACUGAGCUCAGCUGUCACUCACAACCAAAGCACAGAAGAUGGAGAGACACAGUGAUGGCCCAGUGCAAAGAGAGUCUAAAGAGCCAAAUUAUUCAACAACUGGGGUGGAGAAAAGAAGCUCAUUUCUAGAUAAUGGCUGUAAAUGCAGCAGAGAUGUUAUACAAAUGUCAGUGAACUGAAAUAUGAUGUUACAGAGUGUAAUUCUCAUUGAUGGCAAGUCUAGAGGGUGUUUCCUAACAAUGCUAGCAGUCAGAGAAAAUCACAUAUCAAUUAAGGUUGAUGUGGUAUCAAGUUGUCCCUAAUGCCCCUUUGCUAUUGCAAAUCAAUCAUUCUCCUUGUUUAGUUUCAGACAAUCAGAAUCAAGUUUAUGACAGAACAACAAACCUGACAAACCACACAGUGUGUCCAAUGCAGAGCAUGAUUGGUAAUGAGGUCAAAUGUUGUUUUCCUGUAAUAUUUUUGCUCUUAAAAAAUCAGUUGGGAUUACCAUUACAGUAAUUAUCAGCCAGACAGCCAGAUUCUGUCUGCUUGAUUGUCAUUUGUCAUUUUUCAUUGAAAUUAUAAAAUGAGUUCUUCUUUUUGGUGGCAUUUUGAGACUAACAGCUUCCUUUUUGGAUGGAGGGGACAUGUUUUAGUCGUGUGACCCACUUAUAUUUGUUCCUCCUGUGGACUAUUCAGAGGGGAGGUGAGGAGUCUGCUGAUAGGUCUGACUAAAGACAAGGGGAACGCCGCUGUCUCCUCAGCUUACAGCCUUUACUCGUCACAUUGGGGCUCAACUCCUGAUCCGGGUGUGGUGAAGAAGACUGUAGCUGACAUCGAGACUGACUUCCUCUUCCUGGUUCCCACUCAGACUGCCAUCCAGCUCCACGCCAACAACACCAAGUGAGUUUGGACAUUAGUGUCACUGGGUGUUUUUAUUUGGUCCUGAGGGAUCAGAUCAUGAGUGGUUUUUAAUUGUAUUUCCUUUUGUGGGUUUCUCUUUUUUGUCCCUCAGUGGAGCCAGUACUUACUCUUACCUGUUCAAUAUGAAGACUCGUAUCCCAGGAUUCCCUCGCUGGGUGGAGGCGGAGCAUGCUGAGGAUCUGCAGUACCUUUUUGGUAAACCAUUUGCCACCCCAAUAGUCUACUUCCCACGACACAGAGACCUGUCCAGAUACAUGAUUGCAUAUUGGACCAACUUCGCCAAGACCGGGUAAACCCCCAGCAUGCAUUGCAAACACGCAACACUCAACACAUUUAAACACAACAAGGUCCGCCUUUUUAGGUAGUAUCAAAGCUCCUGUAAGGAACUUUUUGAGUUGAUAUUGGCACCCCCAGUAGGUGAAGUGGCAGCGUCCUUCCUAGAGUGGUUCUGAUUGACUCCUGUUGUGAUUUUACCACCUACUUUGUGUCCUGUUUCGGUCUUGAAAAAUCUUAAUGGGUCUGUUGUGGCAUGAACCUAUAAAGCAGCUUUAUUCGAAGUCUGAACAAGUGAAUAGUAGUCUCAAGUCAUGUUUUUGUCAACAAAUUGGAUGACGUCUCUUUCAUUCACCCUAAAUAAACUUAAGGUUUGUUAUUGCUGUGCUGACAAUAUGAGCUCCAAAAUAGUGGCUUACUGUCAAAUCGGCUCACUUUGGUAGACCAACAGCUUCCAGGGGGUUUUGCUAAAAUUCAGGGGCUUUUCUAGGUCAGUGAAUUUUCAGAGACUGUCCAGUUUCAGAUCCAAUCCCUUUCAUGUGUCUUGUUUGGUUCAAACAGGUCUUAAUCACUGUGUUACUGAUUUGACCAGGUGUGAUUUUUGAAAAAAAGUUGUGACCCUAAAGAGUAUUUGGGGUAAUCGACAGAUUUUGUGGUUUAAUAAGAAAAUAAAUAUGUGUAAACCAUCUCUCUCCUGCUCUCCAGUAAUCCCAACACAGGUGAGAAUAAAGUCCCAGUGGCCUGGCCCCCCUUCACCAAGUAUCACCAACCCUAUCUGACCAUUAACCACAAGAUGAGCAAGUCCUCAGUCAGGUACUAAACUAAACUCACUGAGCUGUUUUCUACUCUGUUGAUAUUCCUCUUCUAUUUCACACGCUUACCUCUUUGUGAAUGAUUAUUGCUACACCUAAGUGUAUAUGUUUUACUGUUUUUUCCACUAUUCUAAUGUAAAUCUGUUCUAUUACUUUUAUUUCAAUCCCUCUCUCCUAUCGUAAAAUAAUACUGAAUUCUGUUUUUGUUCUUGUUCUUCUGUAUUUUGUUAAAUUUGACACAAAAUCUCAGAGAGAUAAAGUCAAGAUACAUCUAAGACUCUUUGAUUGAUUAUCAUCUGUGACAUCUCUGUAGCUACAACCUGAGAUCAGAGUACGUCAAAUACUGGACCCAAACCUACACCACUUUUCCAUCCAUCAGAAGUAAAGAAGAUGAGGAAUGAUGAAAACAGGAGAACAACAGGAGAGAAGAAGACUGAUUCUGCUGUCUGUUGAAUAAAGUAUUAACUUUAACUAACUAACUCCGCUAUUUUUUAGAGCAGUUUAUUGCAAAUUAUCUAAAUUAUGAGCACAUGAAUGAGUGAGAUGAUUUUUUUUUAAUCAAAAAAAUAUAUCUGACAAAGAAAAAAAAAAUGAAUAGAACUAUUCAAAGUUACACAAUAGAUGAGAAAGUGAAAGUUACAUUCAGAUUUUAAGGUACCACAAAGACACAUACUGUUGUAAACACUUUAACACUAACCCAGGGAUAAGAUUCUGAAUAUAUGUCUAGUGUUCUGGUGUUUUUCCGCCUCUGCAUUCAUCACUGCAUGGAUAAGUAGACUAUCAACUGAGAGGCUGCUGAGUCUCUAUGUUGUGUUGUUGCUAUGUUGUGAUAUGUUUUGAUUAAAGGACAACUUAGAAAUGUCAAAACCCCA
Xyrichtys novacula (pearly razorfish) is the source of this 8233-nucleotide messenger RNA. The record is from the annotation of a GenBank genome assembly. Lineage: Eukaryota; Metazoa; Chordata; Actinopteri; Labriformes; Labridae.